Molecule: messenger RNA, 760 nt
Organism: Rhincodon typus (whale shark)
Lineage: Eukaryota; Metazoa; Chordata; Chondrichthyes; Orectolobiformes; Rhincodontidae
Product: succinate--CoA ligase [ADP/GDP-forming] subunit alpha, mitochondrial-like
Exons: 5
Coding region: 1-540 (179 amino acids)
Biological process (GO): tricarboxylic acid cycle
Cellular component (GO): mitochondrion; succinate-CoA ligase complex (ADP-forming)
Molecular function (GO): succinate-CoA ligase (ADP-forming) activity; succinate-CoA ligase (GDP-forming) activity
Source: RefSeq, a predicted model, not a curated record
AUGGUUGCUGCCCUCUUUGUUUCUGGUGUCACCUUUUUGGCUUAUCAGCUCAGGAUUCACUUGGAAGGGGAAAUAUAUUUAUUUUUAGGUAUUGUUUCACGAUCUGGUACAUUAACGUAUGAAGCAGUUCACCAGACGACACAGGUUGGCCUGGGCCAGUCUCUCUGUGUUGGUAUUGGUGGAGAUCCUUUCAAUGGAACGGACUUCAUUGAUUGCCUUGAUGUCUUCCUGAAGGACCCGAAAACAGAAGGCAUUAUUCUCAUUGGAGAGAUUGGCGGAAAUGCAGAGGAGAACGCAGCAGACUUUUUGAAACAGUACAACACGGGGCCCAACGCCAAGCCGGUGGUCUCAUUCAUUGCUGGUCUUACUGCGCCACCGGGUCGGAGAAUGGGUCACGCCGGUGCCAUCAUUGCUGGAGGUAAAGGUGGAGCCAAGGAAAAGAUUGCUGCCCUUCAGCAGGCUGGUGUGCUCAUCAGCAUGUCCCCUGCCCAGCUGGGCAGCACCAUACAGAAGGAGUUUGAGAAGAGGAAGCUGCUGUAAAUAUCCCACAAAAAAAAAGUAUUUUUAACAAGAGAAAGAAAUGUCUUGCACAGUUCAGUGCCAUGGAUCAUCCAUCUCACUGUUUCAAUCAUCUGGAUAAAAUUGACUGAAUCCAUAUUAAAACAGAGCAGAGCCAUAUACAUAUGUUUUGUCUAUUUUGUUUGAAUGUGUACACUAGAUGAAGCACCCACAAAGAAAAUAAAUAGUUUCAAAAAACAAA